AUACAAAGUGCAAUCGAAUAUACCACCUUAAAGACUGUGACACAACGUACAGAAAUUUGGUAUGAUCCUAAAAUUUACAGCUCUGAUAUAGAUAUGGACAGAGAGUUCGUUGAAUUGUAUUACCAAAUGGAAGGGGAUGAUAUGGUGGGUGUUGGGUAUCAAUCACCUUGGGUUUUAAGAUUCGAACUUAAUCAUGGUGUGAUGCUAGAUAAGAAACUACACAUGGAUACUGUUGGAUAUAAAAUACAAGAGAAUUUUUCAGCUGAUAUACAAGCAAUUUGGAGCGAUGAUAACGCCGAAAAUAAAGUUAUACGAUGUCGAAUUAAAAUUGAACCCGGAAAAGAUCAUACCGACGAAGAGGGGAAAAGAAUUGAAGAAGAUGUGUUUUUGAAACGUGUUGAAAACAAUAUGCUCACUAACAUUGGUCUACGUGGUAUUAAAGGUAUAAAACGCGUAUAUUUAACCGAAAGUCAAAAAACACGUAUUUAUAUAAAUGAUGUUGGCAAAAUUGUCAAAGAAAAUGAAUGGAUGCUCGAAACUGAUGGCACAAAUUUAUUAGAGGUGCUUAAUGUUGAAAAUGUAGAUCAUAGGCGUAGUUACUCUAACAAUUGUGUGGAAAUCAUGGAGGUGUUCGGUAUAGAAGCAACUAGAGCUGCCUUAUUAAGAGAACUUCGUAGU
This is a messenger RNA of Dentiscutata erythropus, 678 nucleotides long. The record is from the annotation of a GenBank genome assembly. NCBI's taxonomy places the organism in Eukaryota, Fungi, Glomeromycota, Glomeromycetes, Diversisporales, Gigasporaceae.